Molecule: messenger RNA, 3758 nt
Organism: Zophobas morio
Lineage: Eukaryota; Metazoa; Arthropoda; Insecta; Coleoptera; Tenebrionidae
Gene: Oseg1
Product: Outer segment 1
Exons: 15
Coding region: 126-3710 (1194 amino acids)
Biological process (GO): non-motile cilium assembly; protein localization to cilium; intraciliary retrograde transport
Cellular component (GO): non-motile cilium; intraciliary transport particle A
Molecular function (GO): protein binding
Source: RefSeq, a predicted model, not a curated record
UAGGAAACUGUAUGUACACAAUAAUUAUUUAAAUGUCAAGUUGUCAUGUUAGUGCCGUUCCCCGAAGGCAUUAGGACCGAAUUAUGUGUUUCAUACCCACAAAUACAUUAAUACAAGCCUGAACAAUGCGUUCAAUACCAAAAUGGGCCGAUAAAGUACAAGACAACGACAAGAAAGGCCAAACCAUUUACGACUUAUGUUUCAAUCCAGAGGGUACACAGCUGAUUGUAGCAAGCGGUAAUCAUGUUUUAGUUUACGAUACUUGUGAUGGUGGUCUGAUCCAGACUCUAAAAGGUCAUAAAGAUAAAGUUCACUGCGUCUCAUAUGCGAAAAACGGUUUAAAAUUUGCAAGUGGGAGCGCAGACAAAACUGUAAUUAUAUGGUCAAGUAAACUAGAAGGUUUACUUAAAUACAGCCACAGCGAUUCCGUUCAGUGCCUUGUAUUUAACCCAUUAUCACAUCAGUUAGCCUCAUGUGCCUUAACAGAUUUUGCCUUUUGGAGCUCAGAGCAAAAGGCUGUGCAGAAACAUAAAACGAAUAUUAAAAUCAAUGCUUGUUCAUGGACUAACGAUGGACAGUACUUGGCUUUGGGUCUCAACAAUGGGGUCAUAUCAAUACGAAAUAAAUUGGGGGAAGAAAAGGGCCGAAUUGAACGUCCACAGAACCCAGCGAUUUGGGCGCUUUCAUGGAGCACGUACAAAGAUGAUCAAACUGACACUCUGUGUGUAACUGAUUGGAAUAAAACAUUAUCUUUCUACACUCUGGGUGGUAAAUUAGUUGGUAAAGAAAGAAACAUAGGGUUCGAAGCUUUAAUGGUUUCCUAUUUUCCCAAGGGCGAAUAUAUUUUGAUCAGUGGAUUAAAUAAAGCUUGUGUUAUGUAUACGCGCGAUGGAAUCAAACUGGAUAUAAUUGGUGAUCAACAAAAUGCUUGGGUGUGGUGCUGUGCUGCCCAUCCAAGUGGAAAUUUUGUUGUAAUGGGGUGCCAAGAUGGUACAAUUGCUUAUUAUCAACUUAUUUUUAAUACUGUCCAUGGACUGUAUAAGGAGAGAUAUGCUUUUAGAGAAAAUAUGACGGAUGUUAUCAUACAGCAUCUCAUAACUGAACAAAAAGUUAGGAUUAAGUGCCGAGAUCUUAUUAAGAAAAUUGCAAUUUUUAAACACCGACUGGCGGUACAACUUCCUGAACGAGUGAUCAUUUAUGAAUUAUACUCGAACGAUGCAAAUGACAUGCACUACAGAGCUAAGGAAAAAAUUACACAAAAAUUGGAUUGUAGUCUUCUGGUGGUGUGCACUGAACAUUUAGUAGUGUGUCAGGAGAAAAAACUACAAAGCAUGUUUUUUUCUGGUCAAAGCGAAAAAGAAUGGAAUUUUGACAGCUCCAUUAGAUACAUUAAAAUCAUAGGAGGGCCACCUGGAAAAGAGGGCUUAAUUUUAGGCCUGAAAAAUGGGCAAGUAUGGGAAGUACAUCUAGACAACAUUCACCCACUGCUUAAAGUAACAGUCAAUGAUGGCAUUCGUUGUUUGGAUUUAAGCCAGAAGAAACAGAAAUUGGCAGUAGUAGACGAAACAGGGCUGCUACAAGUCUUUAACGCUAAAACCGGCGAAUUGCAUUAUCAAGAACCAGGCACAAACAGUGUAGCUUUUAAUAACUUAUACGAAGACAUGGUUGCCUUUAGCGGAAACAGUUCUUUGGCCAUUAAGGUACUUGAUUUCCCAGCGCAUCGCCAAAAAAUGAUGGGAUUCGUUGUGGGUCUGUCAGGGGCGAAAGUUUUCUGCCUGAACGGAUCGUCAAUGGUAACGUUGGAGUUACCUUUAAGUGCACCAAUGUAUCAAUACAUUGACAAAAAAAUGUUUGCUGAAGCUUACAGAGUCGCUUGCUUGGGUGUGACAGAUGGAGACUGGGAUGAACUUGGUCAGGCUGCCCUUGAAUCACUCGAGUUUGAAAUAGCCAGAUUGGCAUUUAUUAAAUUGCAAAAUUUUUCGUAUCUGGAACUCAUUCAGGAUCUACAAGAACAAUUGAAAAAAGGCAAUGUUACUCGUGAGUCAAUGAUUGGAGAUAUUUACGCCCAUAGGGGGAAACUGAAAGAGGCUGCACGGUUGUAUCAAAAGUCGGGACAAGAACAUAAAGCUCUUACAAUGUACACUGAUCUAAGGAUGUUUGAUUUGGCACAGGAAUAUUUAGGAUCCAGUGAUAACACCGAUUUAAUUCGUCAAAAAGCAGAUUGGGCUCGAAAUAUUAAUGAGCAUAAAGCAGCUGCAGAAAUGUAUCUUUCUGUGGGUGAUACUCAAUCAGCCAUUGAUAUCUAUGGAGAAAAAGGAUGGGCCGACCAAUUGAUAGAGUUGGGAAGACGUUUAGACAAAACCGACAGAUCGGCCUUAUUAUCAAUCGCUGAACAUCUAAAACGCCUAAAUCAAGCUUCAUUUGCCGCAGAAAUUUAUCGUCGUUUAGGCGAUUCAGCCGCUGUUCUACACUUGCAUGUGGAAGCGAAAGAAUGGGCGCAGGCUUUUCUAUUGGUCCAGAAUCAGCCCCAGUUUAAAGCUCUAGUUUACGUACCGUAUGCCCACUGGUUGGCAGAAAAUGAUAAAUUCGUGCAAGCCCAAAAAGCGUUUUAUAAGGCUGGCAAACCCGAAGAAGCAUUUAAAGUUCUGCAGCAUCUUAUAAACAAUGCUUUAAACGAAUGUAGGUUUCAGGAUGCUGGAUACUACCACUGGUUAGUAUCGCGACAGUUUUUAGAUCUGGCAAAUACAAACACUGAUAUUCAAAACGAAUACUUGACGAAUCAUGUAGUAAAUGAACGACUAGCAGCAAUUUAUUAUGCUUUUCAUGCAGUUCAUCGAUAUUUAGAAGAACCCUUUACGUCUUAUAUGCCCGAAGCGCUUUUCAACAUAGCACGAUUUUUAAUGACUGAAACCAGCCAAAAUAAUCGCCCUAAAGGAGUUUCAUUGUUUGCAAUUCUGUAUUGUCUGUCGAAACAGGCACGAAAAUUGGGUGCAAAUAAAUUUGCCAAACAAAUCUUGGACAGAAUACAAACUCUCAUAAUACCGCAGAAGUUCCAAGAGCAAGUAGAAAUUGCAACAAUAGCAGCCAGAGCUCGGCCUUACAGUGACCCAGAAGAGUUACUGCCAAUGUGUUAUCGUUGCUCCACGUACAACCCUUUGGCCAGCGUAAGUAAUCUAUGCGUGAAUUGUGGACAAAAAUUUGUCCACUCGUAUGUAAGUUUUGAAAUUUUACCGUUGGUGGAAUUCGUCUUGCAAGAAGAUAUAUCAGAUGUUGAAGCAGUCAGGCUGAUUGAAACACCCCCCAGUGAAGCGACAAAAGGAGACAAUUGGAAACACCAUGUUACAGAAAGUCACGAAACAUUACAGUUAGAUAUUGAUAAUGAAGAAAAGGAUCCAUUUACAACUAGACUGAGUUCUUUUGAGGCUGGUGAUGGAGAUGGAAGUUUCUCCCCUGUUGUUGUAAACAGGAAAAUUCUCUUGUCCAUGGAUAGCACUUCUGUGUUAAUAUGUAAAUGGAAUCCACCUUUGAGAUACCAAUUUUAUAAGAAUUUAUUACCAGAACUUCAAAUAAUGAUGUGUUAUUCGUGCUUUAAGGCAUUCCAUGUUGACGAUUUUGAGUUACAGUUAUUGCAAAAGGGAUAUUGUCCGUUUUGUAGGGCUUUGCCAGAAAAUUCGUUAAAUAGUGAUUUAUGUGAUGAUCUGUUAGUAUAACAACACUUUAGAUGUUGCUUAGAGCUUUAAAAUAUCCGUCCUGUUACA